Molecule: messenger RNA, 10750 nt
Organism: Sceloporus undulatus (fence lizard)
Lineage: Eukaryota; Metazoa; Chordata; Lepidosauria; Squamata; Phrynosomatidae
Gene: CUBN
Product: cubilin
Molecular function (GO): calcium ion binding
Source: RefSeq, a predicted model, not a curated record
CAACAUAGAUUUCACUUUAACUCAUUUCCUCAGUCUAAGACACCUGGAAGUGAGCAAUGGUGUAUCCAGAUUUUCUUCCUUGGACUCUGGUGACAUUGCUGAUUAUUUCUGGAUUAAAUUAUGGCUUUGAUUCUACUGAAAAAAAUAGAUUGAAAAGGGAGAUCAAUCAGGAACAGCCUCGCAUGUCCUCUGAAACAGGCAAUUUAGUCUUCUAUGCUGGCUCUGCCAAAAAUAUUGAAUUCAAAACUAGAUCACAGGGCAGAAUAAAAAUUAAUGAAGAAGACCUCACAGAAACCUUGAGUCAGAUCCAAAAGAAUAAAGAUGAAAUUCUUGAACUCAAAAGAAUUGCUAGCAUCCCUCAAAAUAUUUCCAGCCAGAUCACCCAGCUUCAUUCCAAGAUUGCAAAUAUUGAAGGCAGAAUUCAAAACCUUGAGCAGGCCUUCUUGAACAAAGCCUGUAACAGCAACCCCUGCCAGAAUUCUGGAACCUGCAUAAAUUUGCUGGAUGCUUUCUUCUGCCUCUGUCCUGACAAUUGGCAGGGUCCAUUCUGUUCUGUUGAUGUUAAUGAAUGCCAGAUUUAUGCCGGGACACCUCUUGCUUGCCAGAAUGGAGCUACAUGUAUAAAUACUCCGGGUAGUUACAGGUGCACCUGUACACCAGAAACAUACGGAGCCCACUGUGCUUCAAAAUUUGAUGACUGCGAAAGAGGAUCUCCUGUUCUUUGUCAGCAUGGUCUUUGUGUUGAUGGAAUUAGAGAGCAACCUAAUCAGCCAAAGUACACCUGUAUCUGUGAUGCUGGCUGGAUGUCGCCACCUGGGAGCCCUGCCUGCAGUGCUGAUAUAGAUGAGUGUAGCCUCCCUCAACCUCCUUGCUCACUGAAUCCUCCAGUGCAAUGCUCUAACACACCAGGCUCUUAUUCCUGUGGUCCUUGCCCAGCAGGAUGGCAAGGAGAUGGCUACAGUUGUCAAGAUAUUAAUGAAUGUGAGAAGGAUAAUGGAGGUUGCUCGACUGCCCCACUGGUUCUAUGUAUCAAUACGAUGGGAUCCUUCUAUUGCAAUCACUGUCCCCCAGGCUAUGAAGGCGAUGGGAAAGUGUGCACCCAAGUUAACAUUUGCUCCGUAAGCAAUGGAGGAUGCCAUUCACUUGCUAACUGUACCAGCACACCAGGGCUUAUUAUUCCUAUUUGUGUCUGCCCGGAUGGAUAUACUGGGAGUGGCUAUGGCCCAAAUGGAUGUGUUGCACUGAGCAAUAUCUGCCAAACUCAAAAUCCUUGUGUAAAUGGAGAGUGUCUUGUUACAACCUCUGGCUACAACUGUGUCUGUCAUCCUGGCUGGACCGGGGCCAACUGCACAGAAAAUAUUGAUGAGUGUGCCAGCAAUCCUUGUCAGCAUGGAGGAACCUGCACUGAUAUGGUGAAUGGCUACUCCUGUGAAUGUACAAGCACAUGGACUGGGCCCCAGUGCCAGACAUCCCAACAAGCUUGUGGAGGAUCAUUGUCAGGAGCCUCUGGUUCAUUCAGCUAUCCCAACGUGAGCACUGAUCAAUAUAACCAAGAGGUUAGCUGUAAUUGGGUUAUUCGGACUAAUUAUAACAAGAUUCUGCGUAUCACUUUUCCAUUCUUUCAGCUGAAGGAAAGUGUCAACUGCAGAUCUGACUUUCUCCAGAUUCAUGAUGGCGAGUCAACAUCAGCAAACAUGCUGGGGAAAUUGUGUGGAUCAUCUCAUCCAGAUGAACUCUUUAGUAGUCACAACUCUAUGUAUUUCUCAUUCCACUCUGACCGCAUGACUAAUGGAAAAGUGUUUACAGUUCACUGGGAAUCUCAGCAGCCUGUAUGUGGUGGUGAACUGACUGAUACUCAUGGAUCAAUUAACUCACCCGGCUACCCUGGCAACUAUCCUCCCAACAGGGAUUGCUACUGGAUGCUCUCGACCAGCCCUGGUCUUUUCAUCACAUUUGCUUUUGGCAUACUGAGCCUUGAACACCAUGAUAAUUGCAGCAAUGAUUAUUUGGAGAUUCGAGAUGGCCUCCUCUCUGAAGAUCUACUUCUUGGAAAGUACUGCAGCACUGGGUUGCCACCUCCACUUCAAACCACAGGCCCAUAUGCCUGGGUUCACUUUCAUUCCGAUGGUUUUGAUACUGAUAGAGGUUUCCAUAUUACAUACAUAACAUCUCCUGAGGAUCCCAACUGUGGAGGAAACUACACAGGGAGCACUGGGAUUAUCAUGUCGCCAUAUUGGCCAAAUUCUUAUCUUAGCAACAGACAGUGUAUCUACAUCAUCCAGCAACCCAUUGGUGAACAAAUAUCUCUCAAUUUCACCCAUCUGGAGCUGGAAGGCCAUCCUGGCUGCUCUUGGAAUUACAUUGAGGUCCGAGAUGGUGACACUGAGAUGUCUCCCUUAAUUGGCAAGUUCUGUAACAGCACACUGCCUUCCUCUAUUACUUCCAAUGGCAACAGCCUCUGGAUCAAGUUCAAGUCUGAUACCUCAGCCCAAAGGUCGCGCUUCAGGGCUGUUUAUGAUGUUGCAUGUAGAAGAGUCUGGUCUGGUGAUGGAGUCAUCCGAUCUCCCUAUUUCAGCAGAUCACUGUCUCAUGAAAAGAUCUGUGAAUGGAUCAUCUCUGAACCAGAAGGCAAUCGUGUGAUUCUCAAUUUCACUGACUUCCGCAUCCGUACUAAUAUAAACUGCGCCUUGGAUUAUGUUGAGGUCAGAGAUGGCAACAAUAUGAAUUCACCUUUAUUGGGCAAAUACUGUGGUUCAACUGUACCAUCAAUUGUUCAGUCUACAUCUAACUAUGUGUAUGUGAAAUUCAGAGCUUCAUCUGCAGCAAACCUUGGCUUUCUUGCUGAAUACAGAUCUUUUGAUGCAGCAUGUGGGGGAACUCUUACAGAACCGAAUGGAACCAUUACAACUCGUGACUACCUAGCCACCUACCCACAUGGUGUCAGAUGUACAUGGACUGUCUUAGUGGAGCCUGGUAACUUAAUCAGUCUGACCUUCACAUAUUUUUACUUGGAAUUUGACUACAUUUGCAGCAGAGAUUACCUUGAAAUUUAUGACAACAGCACUAUGACAAAGCUGGGUCGGUACUGUGGGAGGUCAGUGCCACCAUCUGUGACCAGUGGUGGCAACACACUGACGUUGUAUUUUGUGACAAAUCACAAUAUUGCCUCAGAGGGAUUCUCUGUUAAUUAUGUUUCACUGAAUGCAGCUACAGCAUGCUCACAUGAAUACACGGAGGCUUCUGGUGUGUUAACAUCUCCAAACUAUCCCAACCACUAUCCCAACAAAAUGACUUGCAUAUACAGGAUUCAUGUUGGGAACAACAAACAGAUCGCUUUGCACUUUACCAACUUCUCCUUGGAGUCUGGAGCCCCAUGUUUAAAUGAUUAUGUAGAACUCAGAGAUGGAGGUUAUGAGACAUCACCUCUACUUGGAAAAUUCUGUGGGUCAUCAUUGCCUCCUCUUAUUAUUUCCCAUAGCAACAAAUUGUGGAUAAAGUUUGUAAGUGAUGUAUAUAAUUCAUACACUGGAUUCUCAGCUUACUGGGAUGGAACAUCUACAGGUUGUGGUGGAACUCUUGCAACUUCGUCUGGAAUCUUCAUGUCCCCAAAACUAUCCUUGCCUUAUCACCAUAAUGCAGAAUGCUACUGGCUGCAGUCAAGUCAUGGAAGCCCAUUUGAAAUCCAGUUCGAACAGUUCCACUUAGAGUCACAUCCACGUUGUCAAUUUGAUUAUCUUGCUGUCUAUGAUGGUAACAGUAGCAAUGCUAAGAUCCUGGGCAAAUUUUGUGGCAAUGAAAUACCACCCACAAUCCACUCUACUGGAAACAGUUUGUAUGUGAAAUUAAGAACAGACAGGUCUUUGGGAGGAGGAGGUUUUGUUGCUCACUAUAAACAAAUUUGCCAGGGAAUUGCAAUUGCCAACCGUAGCCGAGGCAUCUUAGAGAGUUUAAACUUUCCUAAUAACUAUCCUCCGGAUACAUAUUGCAAUUGGACCAUCCAAACAACAACUGGUAACACCCUCAACUACAGCUUUCUAGCAUUUAGUGCAAAUGGAGGAGAGAACUGUGAACGUGACCAUGUAAAGCUUUAUGAUGGUCCUAACACCCAAUCCAACUUGAUAGGCACUUUCUGUGGCAACAGUAAUCCCCCUUCUGGUGGCACCACUAGUUCCAGUCUUCAUGUGGUGUUUUCUUCUGAUACAAUACAGGAAUCUACUGGAUUUCAGAUGCUAUGGCAGAUAAAUGGAUGUGGUGGAGAACUGUAUGGAGCCUCUGGAUCUUUCCACAGUCUUGGAUAUCCAAACAACUACCCACACAAUAGGGAAUGUCACUGGUAUAUUCAUACAACCCCAGGCAGUAGCAUUCAACUCACCAUUCUGGAAUUUGACAUAGAAUACCAUUCAAGCUGCAGCUAUGAUGUUCUGGAAAUCUAUGGUGGGCCUGACUUAUCUUCUCCCAGACUGGCUCAGCUGUGUGUGCCAAGAACCUUGCAGAAUCCUCUGCAUAUCUCCAGCACUGGAAAUGCAAUUGUAGUCCGAUUUAAAACAGACAGAUCUGUGAAUGGAAGGGGAUUCAAUGCUACUUGGCAAGAAAUACCUGGAGGAUGUGGAGGAGUUUUCCAAGCUCCACAUGGUGAAAUCCAUUCUCCUAACUAUCCUCAGCCUUACAGCAACAAUACUGACUGUUCUUGGGUCAUCCGAGUUGACUCUGGUUACCGUGUUCUGUUGAACUUCACAGACUUUGAAAUAGAAUCUCACGGUUCUUGUAACUUUGACUAUGUUGCAAUAUUUGAUGGACCAGAUAAUGAAACUCCACUUCUUGGAAAAGUCUGUGGCACUGAGCGACCUGCUCCUAUCACAUCCACUCAAAAUAUCAUGUUUGUCCGGUUUCGUUCUGACAGCUCUAUCCAUCUCAGGGGCUUCAGUGCUCAGUUCAAAGAAGCAUGUGGAAGGGUCUUAGAAGCUGAUUCAGUUGGUAUACCGGUUUCCUCCCCUCUGUACCCAGCCAACUAUCCAAACAAUCAGAACUGCAGCUGGAUUAUUCAAGCCCAGGAACCAUUCAACCAUAUUACACUAUCGUUCACUGACUUUGCGAUUCAAGGCAACAUACGUAACUGCAGCACAGAUUAUGUAGAAAUUCGAGAAGGGAAUAAUUACAAUGCACCUCUGCAAGGGCGUUAUUGUGGCACCACAAUGCCACAUCCUAUUACUUCUUUUUCAAGUGCUAUGUCCAUCAUCUUUAUCUCUAACAAUGCAUUUACUGCCAAAGGGUUCCGUGCCAUGUUUGCUGCAUCAACAUCUGCCUGUGGGGGCACCUUCCAUAUGGAAAGAGGAGCCUUCAAUAGCCCCAACUUUCCUGAGCCUUACCCUCUGAAUGUCGACUGUGUCUGGAACAUUCUGAGCUCCCCUGGCAACCGGCUCCAGCUGUCUUUCACAGAAUUUCAGAUGGAAGCAAGUGAAGACUGUACCAAGGAUUAUGUAGAAAUCAGAGAAGGCAGUCUCAGUGGCCAGUUAAUGGGACGAUACUGUGGAAACGCCUUGCCAAUGAAUUAUACUUCUGUCACUGGACAUAUCCUGUGGAUUAAAUUCGUCUCAGAUGGAUCACACAGUGGAAGGGGUUUCCAGGCCACAUUUGCUCACUUGUUUGGUAAUAAUAUUAUAGGAAGCAGUGGCCAAAUUGCUUCUCCACUGUGGCCUAGAAAUUACCCUCACUUUUCCAACUAUCAAUGGACAAUAAUGGUUAAUGCAACACAAGUUAUCCAUGGCCAGUUUUCAGAGAUAGAUAUUGAAGAAUUGCAUAACUGCUACUAUGAUAAACUGAAGGUGUUUGAUGGCUCCAACACACAUGCUCGUCUCACUGCAGCAUACUGUGGCACAACUCCUUCUUCUUUCACGUCUUCUGGAAGCUCUGUGACUCUCCAGUUCAUCUCUGAUUUUUCUGUCAAUGGAAGGGGCUUUCUUUUGGACUGGUAUGCCAUCGACACUCCUACAGAUGUUGGACAGGCCAUUCCAAUAGGUGCCUGUGGAGGGUCCUCAGCAACUAGUGAAGUGCCUUUGUUCCUGUUCUCACCAGGCUGGCCCUCAAACUAUAGAAAUUAUGCAGACUGUACAUGGGUUAUCAGAGCAUUAGACUCAACUGUGGAAUUCAAUAUCCUAGCCCUUGAUGUUGAGUCUCACAGAUCAUGCAACUAUGAUAAACUUGUCUUCCGAGAUGGGGACAACAGUCUUGCACCAGUUCUGUCUACUGUAUGUGGCCGUGAAGUUCCUGGACCAAUAAGAUCAACUGGGGAUGCCAUGCUUAUUCAGUUCACUUCAGAUGGAAGUAUUACUGGUGCGGGGUUUAACGCUUCUUAUCACCGAAGUUGUGGUGGUUAUUUACACGCAGACAGAGGUGUGAUCACUUCACCCAACUAUCCACAGACAUAUCCUCCUAAUCUGAAUUGUUCUUGGCAUGUUCUGGUUACUGCUGGUUUCAUCAUUGGUGUUCAUUUUGAACAGCCAUUCCAAGUGCCUAAUGAAGAUACAUCCUGCAGCCAUGGAGAUUAUGCAGAGCUUCGAAAUGGACCAGACCUCUCUGCCCCUCCGUUAGGACUCAGUGGCAGAAAUGGCCGUUUUUGUGGUAGUGAUUCCUUUUCUUCAAUAUACACCACAGAUAACCAGCUGUUUGUCCACUUCAUUUCUGACAGCAAUAGUGAAGGACAAGGUUUCAAACUCAAGUAUGAAGCAAGGAGUCUCGCUUGUGGAGGAAAUGUCUAUAUCAGUCAAACCAGCCCUUCUGGAUUUAUCUCUUCACCCAACUAUCCUGGCAAUUAUCCACCACAUGGCGAUUGCAUCUGGAAGAUAACUGCUCCCUAUGGAGAAGCAGUGGAGCUGCAGUUUCAAGAUCAGUUUGAUAUUCAGCCUUCACCCAAUUGUACAUUAAGUUAUCUUGAAUUACGAGAUGGUGCUGACUCCAGCGCGCCAAUGAUUGCCAAAUUAUGUGGGAACUCUCUACCGAGCAUUCAAAGAUCAACUGGUUCAACCCUAUAUAUGAGAUUUUGGUCAGACAGCACAAACACACACGCUGGAUUCAAGGCUAGAUAUUCAACAGCUCUAUGUGGUGGAACACUCACAGGACAAAAUGGGCUCAUUGAAAGUAUUGGAUUUCCAGAUGUUCACUAUCCACAUAAUUUACUGUGUGAGUGGUUUCUCCAUGGGCCUAGGGGUCAUUAUCUCAGCAUUACCUUUGAAGCACUAGAUAUCCAGAACUCUUCAGCGUGUGCAAAUGACUACGUGGAAAUUCGAGAACAGAGUGCUUCAGGGGAUUUAUUAGGUCGAUAUUGUGGUGCUACUAUACCACAUUCUGUGGACACCUCUGGCAACCUGGCUUACAUAAAGUUUGUUACUGAUGAAAGUAUCAGUGCUCCAGGCUUCAAAUUACAUUUUGCUGCAAGUGCCGAAGAAUGUGGAGGUGAAUUUAUUGGUGCUGUUGGGACUUUUACCUCCCCCAAUUAUCCAAAUCCUUACCAGCACAAAAUAAAAUGUGAAUGGAGGGUCAUGGUGCCAAUUGGACGACGGGUCACUCUUACCAUUAGUGACAUGAAUUUUGGAUUCAGCCAGAACUGUAGUGUGGAUUAUUUGGCAGUUCACAAUGGUUUUGGUGAAAAUGCACCUAGACUAUCCAAACUCUGUGGUGUAUUGGUUUCAGGCACUGAGGUGAAAUCCUCUGCAAACAAGAUAACAGUUAUUAUGAUAACAAACCAUGAUGAUUCAGAGGCAAGCUUCAGAAUUACUUAUGCUUCUGAUGAAGAUGCAGUGUGUGGUGGACAUCUGACCAGUUCAAAUGCAGGGAACAUCACUUCUCCAGGUUAUGAUGGUAUCAACAACUACACAAACAACCUGAACUGUGAAUGGGUCAUCCAAAAUCCACAAUCAUCCAGCACAACCCUUUCCCUGCUCUUUGAAGAUUUUCACUUGGAGCAGUACACUGAUUGCCAGAACGAUUACUUAGAAAUUCGACAAGAGGAUUCUGAAGGGGAGCUCUUAUACAGAUUAUGUGGCCACAAUACACCUCGAGAACCAUUACUAAUAGCAUCUCCUCAGAUUUGGAUACAGUUUCUGAGUAAUGAUAAAAAUACAGACAAAGGAUUCUUUAUCCAAUAUUCAUCUCUAGCUUGUGGUGGUGUGCAGGAAGGUCAAAGUGGAAUUAUUUCAAGUCCUAACUACCCACAACCUUACAACAGUUCUAGUCUCUGCUCCUGGCUUUUGAUAGCACCAGAAGGACAUACCAUCAAUCUUACGUUUGUGGCCUUUGAAAUGGAAAGACACCGUGUCUGUGGAUGGGACUCAGUGACCAUUCAGAAUGGCGGGUCUCUUAGUUCUCCUGUCAUAGGACGAUAUUGUGGAACUGCAUCACCGGGCACCAUUCAGUCUGGUUCCAAUCAAUUGUUAGUAAGCUUUCAUUCUGACCACUCUGUACAGAGAGGUGGCUUCCAAGCAACGUGGACUGCAAAUUCAUUAGGAUGUGGAGGCAUUCUUCAUUCCGAGAAUGGUACAAUUCGUUCUCCCCACUGGCCACAAAAUUUCCCUAGAAACAUUAGGUGCUCAUGGACAAUAAUUGCACAUGAAAGCAAACAUGUGGAGAUUACCUUUAAUAAACAGUUCCAGAUUCCAGAUAGUAACGGACAGUGUCUGGGCAGUUAUGUGAAGAAUGCCUUACAAUAUUGUGCUUAUGAUGGAGUAAAGAUUUUCAAAGGGACCAGCAUUACACCAUACCCUGUGGCAACAUAUUGUGGUAAUGAAAUUCCUGAUCCUGUCAGCAUAUUUGGACCCACUCUGCUUAACUUCUACACAGACUCUGAUACUGUUGGCAUUGGAUUUUUGGCCACUUACAGAGUAAUACCUUGUGGUGGUGUUUUUAACAGAACCAGAGGCACAGUCAAGAGCCCUACCCAUUCACUUACUGAGUAUCAUCACAAUAUGAAUUGUUCAUACCACAUCACCGUUGGAACCAACAAGAUAGUGGCACUCAAAUUCAACAGUUUCCGCCUUGAAGUCUCUUCUUUGUGCUACAAAGAUUAUGUUGCUGUGUAUGAUGGACCAAAUAUCGCUUCUCCACUUCUUGGCAAAUUCUGUGGAGCAAUUUCUCCUCCCACUAUCAAGAGUUCCUCGAAUACCUUGUUUCUGUUGUUUACUACUGAUUCCUUUGGAGCAGAUGAUGGAUGGAGAGCAUCUUUCAGGGAGACACUAGGUCCUCAACAAGGCUGUGGUGGUUUUCUGACAAAUUCAAGUUAUAGCUUUGGUUCUCCAGAUUCCAAUGAGGAUGGCAGAUAUGAUAAAGAUUUGGAAUGUAUUUGGAUGAUAGUUGCUCCCACAGAUAAGCUGAUCAACCUCACCUUCAAUACUUUUCACCUGGAAGCAACAAGUUUGGGCAACUGCAGAUAUGACUAUGUCAAACUGUAUGAUGGUAGUGAUGAAAAUGACACUCUAGUUGGCACAUUUUGCGGCUCCAACAUUCCACCGCAUUUUCUUUCUACUGGCAACUUUUUAACUAUUAAAUUUGUCACUGAUAUGUAUAUAGAAACAGCAGGUUUCAAUGCUACCUACACCACUGUGGACAGACUGUGUGGAGGUACAUAUAAUGCAACUUCUGCCAUGCAGACUGCCACUUCCCCAUACUUUCCCAAUGCAUACCCACCACUUACAUUCUGCAGAUGGGUCAUUGAUGCUCCUCCUGAGCAACAAGUCAAGGUAGUAGUUCAGGAAUUCCACCUAUCCUCCAGCCAAGACUGCUCUCAGAAUUAUGUAGAAUUUCAGGAUUCACCAUUGGGCAAUCAAGAACAUGCUGGUCACAUUCACCGUUUCUGUGGUUCUGAAAAAUUUACAAUUCCAGAGUUUUAUUCAUAUAGGCGAACAGCUAUUGUAAUUUUUAGAUCUGAAGCCUAUUUGACUAACAAUGGACUUCGCUUCUCCUAUCAAGCUUCAGGCUGCAGCAGAGAAUACAAUCAAUCAUUUGGUUAUUUGAAAAGCCCAGGCUGGCCCAAUGGUUAUCCUCAUAACUUGGACUGUACCAUUAUACUACGAUCCCCAAGGAAUCACACCAUCUCUCUCUUUUUCCAUUCUUUUAACCUAGAAGGUUUUGGAUGUGAACAUGACUUCUUAGAGGUUAGAAACGGUAGUGAUGCAAGCUCACCACAGCUUGGACAGUACUGUGGAAACACCCUACCGAAUCCAGUAUUUCCUAAAAACCAUGUUUUAUAUCUACACUUCAGAAGUGAUCCUCUACUUUCUCAUGAAGGAUAUGAAAUUACUUGGACUUCAUCAACAACAGGAUGUGGUGGUACCUUAUAUGGUGAGACUGGCUCAUUAGCCAGCCCAGAGUAUCCAGCUUCUUAUCAGAAUCAUACAGACUGUGAAUGGAAAAUUAAUGUCCCAACAGGAAGGGUAGUUACUGUUCAUUUCAGUUUUAUCAGGAUUGAUGAUCUGGGUGACUGUACUAGCAACUAUCUAACACUUUACAAUGGACCAGAUAGUAGUUAUCCAUUUAUUGGACCAUACUGUGGACAGGACACAAACAUUGCUCCAUUUACAGCUGGAUCACAUCAAGUGUUCAUAAAAUUCCAUGCCGAGUAUGUAACUCAGCCUUCAGGAUUUAGGCUAACCUGGAGAAGCUAAAAUACCUCUCCUGCAGAAAAUACCUUUACUCAGCACUUUUCAAUACUGAAUAUGCUACAAAGAAUAUGAUUGUGUGUACAAUGACAAUAAAACUAUUU